AACAGAGAGCUUCUUCCUCUGAGGUUUAACUGUGUUCGUCAAACAAUCGUAUGAGUUUAGCGCCUCCCGCUGGGCUGGAGCGAAGCGACGAGAGGAAGAAAGACCAGCGCUGCGUCCGAAAUCGUAUACUGCGUACUGGGUACUACAUUUGAAUUUGAAUGUUCUACUCGACCGUUAGAACAGAAUGUUCUAUAUAGUAUGAAUGUGGGUAGUAUGAAUGGAACUCGUGCAUAAUACAUCCUAAAUGUUGGUGUCGUCACGUGACGUGCUUCUUCACAACAGCGCGAAAAUGUAAAGAGCCCACUCGACUGCGCGAACAUCAGCAAUUGUUUAAUUAAUUAAUAUUAAUUAUUGUAGUUGUUACCGCUUUCAUCUGCGUUUUAACGUUGAUAGGAUCAACAGCUCAGAGGAGGAAUAGGUCAGCUGCUCGUAGAUCACGCCUUCGUCGACAGCUUAUACAAUGUUUAUAAAAUAACUUAAGUAUAAUCACCUAUAGCUUAAAAAUUUUACCUCAGAAUAAGAAGAGAUGUCUAUAAACACCGUGACAGAGUUUGAUUUAGAUCAACGAAAUUAAGUAGUUUAUUGUUAUGAAUAAUUAAAAAUACACAGGACAAACAAGACACGUGAAAAAAUGAAUAAACUUGAAUUAAUGCAUACAUAUAUAUAGAGAGAGAGAGAGAGAGAGAGAGAGAAAGAGAAUGAAUACAAUAUAUACUUACGUUAAAUAAAUAUUACAAAUAGAUACAAUAUAUACAAGAUAAAUAAUAUAUACAUAAUAUAAAAAAAAAAGUAAAUACACAUUUACAGACUGUGAGCCCUACAACCUACUGCCACCUGAAUGCUGCUGUGCCAAUGCUUCGACUAUACUUCGAAGAUGGAUCUGACCAUCGCCUCAGCCUCCGGCUUUCACGACAGUCCAUCAUGUCCAUCAUCGCUGCGUUGAAGUCAGACUCUGACCAUGGCUGGGAAAAGGAUAUUGAGGUGCUGUUGUUCCUGUACUGGCUGGCUCAUGCAGCAUCAUAUCGGGUUGUAUCUCGUCACUUUGGGGAGAGAAUUUAUCAAAGCCCACCUUGAGAGCAUUGAGAAUGACUAGAUAGACGAGUAGUAGACGAGAGUAUUCAGAUUAUAGCACAGAUUAUAGAUAAAUAGAUAGAUAGACUAGAUAUAUAGAUAGAUAGACAGACAAAUAGAUAGAGAGAUAUCGACCAACAGUGACCCAAACGCACUCACUUCCCUACAGCACAAGCUUUCCAACCCAGUUUAAAGCCCAUCUUUCAAGUUGAAGAUCAUUGUGAAUGAACGUGUAGAUAAAUAGUGUAGGAACUGGACUUCCGUUAAGAAAUUAAUCAUAAAUUGGCAUUAAAACAGUUUUUUAAAAGAAAUUGUGAUUAAAAUUACUUCCAUUGUGAAAAACGCUCUGAUCGGAAGUGACGCAACGGCUGGUAAACAUCGUCUCUUGGUAAUGGAGUCAGACAGUGAAGAGGUUGCAGUUGGCAUAAAUGUCAACUCUUACGAUGGGCCAUUGCCGUAUAAUUUCGAGCCGCCUAGACGAGAGAGUGGUCAGGUAGAGUUAAGGGGAAGGGUAAAUGGACAGAGGAGAGAGAUAGAGUCGUGGUGUGAGGAGAAUCGGUUGAGAAUUGGGCAGGUGUCUUGGUGAGUGACAACAGGCGAUAGCUAAUUGUGGCUAACGUUGUCUCCAUGUUUAUCACAUUGCAGUAUCUUUAAUAAAUCAUAUUUAGCAAUAUUGCUGUCGACUUUGUUGUUUUUCAAGCAUCCAUGUAGAUUGUCACCAUCUAUGCCAGCAACAUGUGUCUUAAAAUAAUUAAUUUAGAUCCCAGAUUUUAAAUGAAUGUUGUAGGAUGUAGGCUAUAGCUUACAUCUGUGACGGUCAGCUAGUCUGGAUAGGGAUAGAAAUUCUGUGCAUUUCUACACAACAUAGUUUAUCGUGACAUUUUGUAGAAAUAGACUACUUGCACGUAGAUUCGUGACGUACUUCCGCUUUGAAGUAAUAGAGCUCGCUGAGUUCCGGUUGUCGGCCAUUGUUUUGCCGUUUGGAGAAAAUGUUACAAAAAAGUGUGUUUAUAGAUUUCAGAGACAGGAGAAGGUAUAGAGCGCAUACUGUUGUGUUCCGCUAUGUACAUCUUCUGCAAAGUUCAACGGAACUUUAAGUUUUCACAGUUUUCCUGCAGAUGUCGACCUUAGAAAACGGUGGCUUGUGAACAUACGUCGAGACGAUUUUUGUCCUACCAGCAAUUCUAAGGUUUGCAGUAAACAUUUUAGCAUUGAUCAGUUUAGUGAACCGCAAACACCAGAGGCACGGAGAAAGUUAGUAACUGGUGCUGUGCCAGUGCUCUUUGCCUGGAAUAAUUACACAGUUAAAGCACUGUGGCCCAGUGUGUGGGAGAGGAAAGAGAGGCCUGCCGAAGUGGUAUCCGCUGAACCCUUACCCAUGGAUGUAACGAUGGAUCAUGAUUACUGUAGCAUUCCUGAGCCUUCUUCAUUAGACCUGGCAUGUACUAAAGUAGAAGAACUCUCUAAUGAAGUGGAGGAACUGAAAAAACAGCUACAUGAGCUACACGUUCAGCGUGGUUUCGGAUUGGAGCGGUUUGCCGGAUCAGAUGAGGACAUCAGAUUUUACACAAGGUUUCCCAGCUACCGUCACCUGAUGUCGUUCUGGUGGCUUAUAGAGCCAUCCAUACACAAAAUCAUUCGUGUGUCCAGAUCGAAAUCUGCUGCCAGAAAGCAUGAAGAUGUCACACGUGUACUGCCACCAUCAGAGAGACAGCUGCUGCAGCCAAUUGAUGAGUUUUUUCUUUUCCUUAUCUACUUGUCAGUUGGUUUAAAGGAGAGAGACCUGGCACACCGAGUUCAUAUGCAUCCUUCCACAGUGAGCAGAAUAAUUUCGACGUGGACAAACUACCUCUAUACACUGCUGGGAUCAGUGUGUGUGUGGCUUUCAGCAGCUGAAGUGAAAUCUAACCUCCCUGAAGAGUUCACGGAUUUCCCAGACACACAGGUCAUCAUUGACUGCACUGAGAUCAGAUGUCAAACACAGUCCUCACCACUACUCCAAAGUGAAAUGUACUCAAAUUACAAAUCUCACUGCACAAUGAAAGGCCUCACUGGAAUAGCUCCUCAUGGACCAGUGACAUUUGUCUCUCAGCUUUAUGCUGGGUCAAUGAGUGACAUGGAGCUCUUUAAACAGUGUGGGAUAACAAAAAGACUGACAGAAGACAUGGCAGUUAUGGUUGAUAAAGGCUUUUUGAUUAGUGACUGUGUCAGUUGCAAAGUGUACUGUCCACCGUUUCUCUCCAGGUUAAAGCAGAUGCCAGCACAUCAGGUGAAAGAAACACAAGCAAUAACUAGACUGCGUGUGCAUGUGGAACGAGUCAUUAGGAGGAUCAAACAAAACAAACUUUUUGAUUGUGUCAUCACCCUUUCCCACAGUGUUAACAUUAAUCAAUGUUUUACAGUCGCAUAUCUGUUGUCAAAUUACUCUUAUAUGACAAAUAACUCUUAUAUGACUGUUUACUUUGAGUACUGGUAUGCUAUUUUACAUUUAUGGCUUACUUUAACUCAGUGAUCCUCAAAUAUGGCUCGCGAGACUUUCCUGCAUGCUAAUCAAUGUCUUUAGGAUCAUUAGAAAAUCACAGGCAGGUGUGUUUGAUUAUGGUUACAGUGAAAAUCUGAAGGAAAGUGGAUCUCGCGACCCAGAUUUGAGGAUCACUGCUUUAACUGUUACUGUUUUAUUGCCAUUUUUUAUGUUAACUCUGAAUCGGUUUAUUUAAAAAAAAAACUUAUGACAAGAAAGAUAAAUGAAAUUUACUGUAAAUGAAACUGGCAUUGUACAAAUAAGAGAAUGGAAUUGAACAUAAGAAACAGACAUCGUACAAAUAAACAUUUUA
Molecule: messenger RNA, 3905 nt
Organism: Carassius gibelio (silver crucian carp)
Lineage: Eukaryota; Metazoa; Chordata; Actinopteri; Cypriniformes; Cyprinidae
Exons: 3
Coding region: 2450-3583 (377 amino acids)
Source: RefSeq, a predicted model, not a curated record